GAGAUCCCUUGAGCUACACAGUUUCCAAAAUUUCUCAAAUCCGACGCGGUCGCUGCCAAUCCGCGGCAGAAAUCGACGCCGCCUCCACCUCCAGCCUCCCAUCUCAUCCGUCGUCAGCCACCCACAAGUCCCCUCCCCUCCUCAGUCUCUUUCUCUCGGUCUAGCGCGCCACCGCCUCCUCCCUCCACCUCAACCUCCAGAAUCCAGAUACAGGGGUUAUACAAAUCUUGUGCUAAUUAGCGAAAUGUACAACAAUGUGGGAGGCCAGCCUGGGGUGGGAAUGCCGAAGGCAUCUCCGCAGCCGAAUCCGUUUGGGAAUACGUUUUACGGUGCUAGUUCAGGACUUAUCCGUGGUGGAUUGGGUGCAUAUGGAGAAAAGAUUUUAGGAUCAAGCUCUGAGUAUGUACAAAGCAAUAUCAGUAGGUAUUUCUCUGAUCCGCAAUACUACUUCCAAGUGAAUGACCAGUAUGUCAGGAACAAAUUGAAGGUCGUUCUAUUUCCAUUUCUCCACAGGGGCCAUUGGACCAGAAUAACUGAGCCAGUAGGAGGCAGGCUUUCUUAUAAGCCCCCAAUCUAUGACAUCAACGCACCAGACCUAUACAUUCCGUUUAUGGCAUUUGGUACCUAUGUGGUUCUGGCUGGCUUCUCAUUGGGUCUUCAGGGAAAGUUUAGCCCUGAAGCUCUAAACUGGUUGUUUAUCAAGGGCUUGCUUGGCUGGUUUAUGCAAGUUGCACUACUGAAAGUAUCAUUGCUUUCCUUGGGCGGUGGUGAGGCACCAUUGCUUGACAUGGUGGCAUAUGCUGGGUAUGCUUUCACGGGGUUGUGCUUGGCUGUACUUGGACGGAUUAUUUUGAGCUACUCGUACUACUUUUUGAUGCCUUGGACGUGUAUAUGCAUGGGAGUCUUCUUGGUGAAGACUAUGAAGAGAGUUCUCUUUGCGGAGGUGAGGAGUUAUGAUUCAAGCAAGCACCAUUAUCUGUUGCUCUUUAUUGCUUUGGCUCAGUUGCCCUUGUUUACAUGGCUUGGCAACGUUACUGUUAAUUGGCUCAUAUAAAACCGCUUAUUCUGUACGAGUUAGAACCCAUUCCUGUUUAUAGAAGUUUCUGAAAUCUUGUAUACAGUUUCUUUGUAUUAAUUUCGGUCCACGACUUUUGCUCCCAGAUUUAAGAAUUUUUAGAAAUAUUUUUCGAGUGUUUUUAGGGGGGUUAUCAAGUAAUUGUAAUCAAAAGCAGUAAAUCUGACUUGAAAAUUUGUCACUGAAGGGAGAAACCCCAUUCCGAUUG
Pyrus x bretschneideri (Chinese white pear) is the source of this 1283-nucleotide messenger RNA. Its product is annotated as protein YIF1B. Gene Ontology annotation, cellular component: endoplasmic reticulum-Golgi intermediate compartment; COPII-coated ER to Golgi transport vesicle; endoplasmic reticulum membrane. Gene Ontology annotation, biological process: endoplasmic reticulum to Golgi vesicle-mediated transport. The transcript is spliced from 5 exons. Bases 245 to 1054 code for a protein of 269 amino acids. Lineage: Eukaryota; Viridiplantae; Streptophyta; Magnoliopsida; Rosales; Rosaceae. The record is from RefSeq and is a predicted model, not a curated record.